Leptopilina heterotoma is the source of this 5188-nucleotide messenger RNA. RefSeq names its product cohesin subunit SA-1 (gene SA1). The record is from RefSeq and is a predicted model, not a curated record. The transcript is spliced from 19 exons. NCBI's taxonomy places the organism in Eukaryota, Metazoa, Arthropoda, Insecta, Hymenoptera, Figitidae. Gene Ontology annotation, molecular function: chromatin binding. The coding region runs from base 222 to 4085 and encodes 1287 amino acids. Gene Ontology annotation, cellular component: chromatin; cohesin complex; nucleus. Gene Ontology annotation, biological process: sister chromatid cohesion.
AAAAGUAUGUUUGUGUGAAAAAUACCUAAAGACCAGAAGGUUUAUAUGAUGCCAAAUUGUGUUAUUUUAUAAAUGUUUAUAGAAAGAUGUAAACAAAAAAGUGCAGUUCUGUGAAAUAAUGUAUUUUCCUUUAUGUGUUAAUUUCUUUUAUUUAUAAUCUCAGAUAAUUCCAAGUUUUUAUUUGAAUUAAAAUUUGAGGAGAGCAAUAAAAAAAUAUCAAGAUGAUGCAAAGAAGAGGAGGUAAGCGGAUUCGCAUGGACGAUCCAGUGCCUCCAGAAUAUGAGCCACCAAUGACUCCAAUGACCCCAAUGACUGAUAAUUCUGGAAGCGAGGCUCAAGAUACAACUUACACCCCUUUCACUCCUUAUCAUCAAUCUUCUCAAACUCCAGUUCAUAAUCCAACGCCAGAGCAUUAUUCUUCGGAAGGGUACAGUUCGCCUGGAUUAUCGCAGCCUCUGUAUCAGGAGCAGUCUUCGAAUUUUGAUAAUGUAGCACAAUUUGAGCAACCAAUGACUCCAGUGACGCCUGCAAAUAUGAGGAUCACUCGCAAUACUCGUGCUCGACUUCGUGGUGGACCAAUUCAACAACCCAAAUACAAAGAAAUUGAUACCGACUAUAUUCCAACGACAUCUACAAGAGGAAGAGGCGGAGGUCGUGGUCGAGGGAGACGAGUGUAUCAAACACAGUCUUUGGAAGAUGAAGCCAGUUUAUACUUUGUUAUUAAAAAUAACCGUUCGUCUCUCACUAAUAUUGUCGACGACUGGAUUGAAAAGUACAAAGUGAAUAGGGAAAAUGCUCUUUUGAUGUUGAUGCAGUUUUUCAUCAACGCCAGUGGUUGUAAGGGACGUAUUACUUCUGACAUGCAAACUUCAAUGGAACAUGUACAAAUUAUUCGAAAAAUGACCGAAGAAUUCGACGAAGAAAGUGGAGAAUACCCAUUGAUAAUGGCAGGACAACAGUGGAAAAAGUUUCGAACGAAUUUUUGCGAGUUUGUACAAAUUUUAGUUCGUCAAUGUCAAUAUUCGAUAAUUUAUGAUCAGUUUCUCAUGGAUAAUGUGAUUUCUCUUUUGACUGGUCUUUCUGAUUCUCAAGUGAGAGCUUUCAGACAUACUGCUACACUUGCGGCUAUGAAGCUUAUGACAGCUUUGGUGGAUGUUGCCUUAACAGUGUCUAUAAAUUUAGACAAUACACAACGACAGUACGAGGCGGAAAGACAGAAAGCAAGAGAGAAGCGUGCAGCUGACAGACUUGAAUCACUCAUGUCAAAGCGAAAGGAGCUCGAGGAGAAUAUGGACGAAAUUAAAAAUAUGCUUACAUAUAUGUUCAAAUCUGUAUUUGUUCAUCGUUAUCGAGAUACUCUUCCUGAAAUUCGGGCUAUUUGCAUGGCUGAAAUUGGUGUUUGGAUGAAGAAGUUUCAUCAAAACUUUCUUGAUGAUUCCUAUUUAAAGUACAUAGGAUGGACACUCCACGAUAAAGUUGGAGAAGUCAGAUUGAAAUGUCUUCAAGCACUACAACCGCUUUAUGCUUCAGAAGAAUUGAAAACAAAACUAGAGCUUUUCACUAGUAAAUUCAAAGAUCGAAUAGUGAACAUGACUCUUGACAAGGAGUACGACGUAGCAGUGCAAGCGGUGAAGCUCGUGAUUUCCAUUCUGAAGCAUCAUCGUGAAAUUCUCACCGACAAAGAUUGCGAACACGUCUAUGAACUUGUGUAUUCAUCGCAUCGUGCAGUGGCUCAAGCAGCUGGUGAAUUUUUGAAUGAACGUCUGUUCACCCCAGACGAUGAAGCUCUCGCUGGAAUUAAAACGAAACGAGGCAAGAAGCGCUUGCCAAAUACUCCCCUAAUUCGAGAUCUGGUUUUGUUUUUCAUCGAAUCUGAACUUCAUGAGCACGGCGCUUAUUUGGUCGAUUCCCUGAUCGAAACGAAUCAGAUGAUGAAGGAUUGGGAAUGUAUGACUGAUUUGCUGCUCGAGGAGGCUGGACCCGAGGAAGAGGCGUUGGAUAAUCAGAAGGAAACGUCUCUUAUUGAACUGAUGGUUUGUUGCAUAAAACAAGCAGCUACAGGUGAGGCCCCAGUUGGCAGAGGACCAACUCGUAAAAUCUUGUCCGUGAAAGAAUUGAAACAAGUUCAGGAGGACAAACAAAGGCUCACCGAACACUUUAUUCAAACAUUGCCCUUAUUAUUGGACAAUUACAGUGCCGAUCCUGAGAAACUUGCCAAUCUUUUGGCUAUUCCGCAAUAUUUUGACCUCGAUAUUUACACUAAAUCGAGACAAGAGCAAAAUUUAAAUUCACUCUUGAAUAAGAUUCAAACAAUAGUGGAAAAGGUGCAUGAUAUUGAAGUUCUCGAUACAGCUGCAAGAACGCUGGAGUACAUGUGUGUUGAGGGACAUGCCAUAUUCACAAGAUGUGACAUUGCUCGUUCCACAUUGAUUGAUGCGAUAGUAAACAAAUACAAAGGGACAAUUGAAGAAUACAGAGCAACCGUCGAUGGUAAUGAAGAGCCUGAUGAAGACGAUUUAUUUAACGUCACUCAAUCCCUGAAGAAAGUUGCUACAUUUUACAGUAGUCACAAUAUGAAUCCUUGGGAAAUAUGGGACUCGCUUUUUAAGGACAUCGUGGAUGCUUUUCCAAAAACUGAUGAUUCACGAAAGGGUUUACUUCCCGAAGAGGCAAUUAAAUAUUGCAUAACAGCUUGUUACUUUUCAAUUCUAUGGGGUCAACAUCAUCUCACGGAGACUAUUGAUUCCGGUGCUCGAGGUGAAGAGGAUUGUCGGCGCUUGAAAGAUCGUUUGAAUUCCUUCAUGGGACUGAUGCGUAAUUUUGUUGUUGGCCACAACAACAAUGGUCCAAUACCAGUGAUUCUUCGAGAAGAUGCCUACACAGUCAUUUGUGAUUUGCUGGUAGUGUUCUGCAAUCAGUUAUUAUCGAAUCACAAUCCUUUGAUGCAUGAAUUAGUCUACGAACCGGAUCACGCGAUGCAAAGCAUGCUAAAUAAUUUCGUACAGGAAUUCGUCUUUGUUGAGGAAGAAGACGAAGAACUAGAUGAACAUUCAAAGAUUGAAGAGCUUCAUAAAAGAAGAAAUUUCCUCGCUAGCUACUGUAAACUUAUAGUUUAUAACAUGAUUCCCACGAAAGCAGCUGCAGAUGUUUUCAAACAUUAUGUAAAAUACUACAAUGACUACGGAGAUAUUAUCAAAACAACUUUAGGAAAAGCAAGGGAUAUAAAUAAAACCAACUGUGCACUUACAAUGCAGCACAGUUUGAAUAUUCUUUACAACGAAAUUAUGGCCGAAAAGGGCAAGAUUAACAGGAAUAGCGACGAAUUUACUGCAAUAAAGGAAUUGGCAAAACGAUUUGCUUUAUCUUUUGGCCUUGACGCUGUGAAGAAUCGAGAAGCUAUCGCCUCUCUGCACAGGGCGGGAGUUCUUUUUGCCAUAACCCCUCCAGAUGGUGUUGAACUGGACCCAACGGGACCACCACCAAAUCUUUCUUUCCUUGAAAUCCUUUCGGAAUUUACGAAUAAGCUGCUCAAGCAGGAUAAAAGGGUUGUAUUAAAUUUCAUGGAUGGUCGUCUCCACGCUGGAAUGCCUUCCUCGAAAACAGAGGACUGGCAGCCUUUGUUACUGUAUAGAAACAGUUUAUUACACGGUGAUACUGAUCAAGUGCCUGUAACUAGUAAACGUGCUUACACACGACGCAAAAAGGAUCAUGCAGACGAAGAUGAAGGUGACGAUAAUGACGAUGGAUCCGACCAUGAGUUUAUAGGCAAGCCGAAGAAGAAGAGGGGACCUAGAAAAAAUCAAUUAUCGGGGACAAAAUCAAUUCUACCACGUGGUAUUAAAUUGUCUAAUUAUUUUGAAACGAAUGAUUCACAUGGAAAAGAAAAUGAGAAUUCUCCCACACAUUCAAUUGAAGAUUCGCCAUCAAAUCCGUCUCAAGAAAUAGAUAAUAGGCUUAAAAGUUUGCACAUUCAGCCUAGAACGCGAAAAAGUGCAGAUCAGGCGGAACCCAGGGAACUGAGAAGGACAGCUAGAAAUUCGGGCCGCUACGUCCAAGGUCAAUAUAUGGAGUCAGAUUCUGAAUGAGAAUAGAAAAAGGUUCUACAUUUACGCUAACAAGAGACUGACUGUAUCAAAGAGUGAAGAGCGCUUUUUUCUUUAUAAAGCAAAAUACAAAAAAUUCUGGUUGCACAAAUCUCCUUUUAAAUGUGAUUUAAUAUUAGGAUAAAAACUAAACUUCCAUAUUUCUUUAAUACAAUUUUUAAAAAGUUUAAUAGACCUUACGUGUGCAAUCGGAUGCGAAGAAUUCGUUUUAGUUUGUUCUUUUUUUUUUGUUACAUAUGUUUAUUCGUAUUAGCUUUUUUUAUUAUACGAUAAGGUUACAUUUUAAAUUAUAAUUAAAAACAAAAGAUAUUAUUAGUAAGUUCUAAGCCAUUACAUAUUGUGUAAAGAUUUUUUUUUCAUUACAAAAUAAUCACUUUGUAACACUGUUAUCAUCGACUAUUGUUUAUAAAACUAACUCGACUAUAAUGUGUAAUAUUUAAGUAUCUCAAUAAUUUCUACUUUAAAUUAUUAUAAAUUCUUACAGGAGAAAAAUUAUAUCUUUCAAAAUAUUUCUAACAUAAAUAUUAAUCUUUCUUUUCGAAAAUUAUGUUUCGUGGACAGUUUCAAGGAAAUCCUCCUUUUUUUUCUUCUUAUGCACUCUUUAUUUGUAGUUUUAUGGAUAAGUUACGAAAUUUUAUAAUCCGCUUGUUUUCCAUAGCCAAUGUAUGGUGCAUAGAGUGUAAUAUAUUUUAAUUAAGUCAAUGGCUAAUGAAACUCUGCAAUUUUCAAAAUUGAUUUUAUAAAAGUAAAUUAGUUUUUAUUUUAAUGGAGAAUUUUGUGCGGAGUUUUAGUUCCCAGGGACUCAAUUAAUUUAUAACUAAAUUUAAGGUGAGAUCGAGAUUUUGUUUUAUACUUAUUUUAAAUUUAUCUUAUAGUUAUUAUUUAUUUUAUAAUUGUGAAACGCAAUUGUAUGUUUAGAGAAAACGUAAUAACCGAAUGAUUCAAAAUAUUCGUUUUUUUUCGAUAGAAUCAAAGAAAGGAGCAUUUCAUUUAUUUAUAUUCUUAACUACUUUGGUUGUGAUAUGAUUACUUUUCUUAAUCAGUCCAUUUUCAAUAUUUCAAUAAAAAGCUCUUAAAAAUGUUGA